Molecule: messenger RNA, 2772 nt
Organism: Talaromyces proteolyticus
Lineage: Eukaryota; Fungi; Ascomycota; Eurotiomycetes; Eurotiales; Trichocomaceae
Exons: 14
Coding region: 1-2736 (911 amino acids)
Molecular function (GO): phosphatidylcholine lysophospholipase A1 activity
Source: RefSeq, a predicted model, not a curated record
AUGUGGAGGUCAUUACGCCAUUGUCUUUGGCUGGCCGUCUUCACGGCGGCCUCCCACGCCGCUGCUGAUGUACUGCAGUUCACAAAUGUGACCGCUGGCCAUCCAGUGAAACUAGGGACGGAACUUCGAAUUCUUUGCGUUGGAGACUCGAUCACCGUAGGGUAUCGAAGUGAUCAAGAUGGUGGUGACGGCAACGGUUAUCGACUUCAACUUCGUGAUAACUUGUAUAAGGACAACGUGACUUUUGCGGGGAGCGAGACGGAUGAUGGAGUAAUGAUUGGAGGAUAUUUCGCUGCGUGGUCUGGGAAAACCAUUCAAUAUAUGGCCGACCAUAUCGGGCCUUCCUUGGAACAACGUCCGAACAUCGUACUUAUCCAUGCUGGGACCAAUGAUAUGAACCCAAACCCAUCGAUUUCCACAGAGGGGAAUGAUCCGAAUGGUGCCGCGCAACGCCUAGGAUCAUUGAUUGACCAAGUACUCCAAGCAUGCCCGGAUGCUACGAUUCUUGUGGCCAUGAUUAUCAACACCUGCGUCGCAAAUCAAGAACCCCAGACACAAGUAUACCAGGGCUUGAUUCCGAAUAUCGUGCAACAGCGUAGCGACAAUGGGUCGCACGUGCUCGCAGUCAAUUUCACAUCCUUUCCGAACAGCAGUCUGCAUUCCGAUGAUUGCAUACACCCGAACAACGCCGGUUACCAGGUUUUCGGUGACUAUUGGUAUGAUUUUAUCACUCAGAUUCCGAGUGACUGGAUCAAUGCACCAGUCGGGCCUGAUCCAAAUCGCACAGAUGGGGUCUAUGCCAAUGGAGGGCUGGACAAUGGCAUCCCGUCUCCUGAUAUCGGAACAAGCCCUGUUCAAGUUACUCCAAGUGAGAAUAUCACGUCGGCUGUAACAGUUGCGUUACAGAAUGGGCAGGCUAGUUGUAAUGCUACCCCUGUCUGGACGGCUACAGGGGAAAUCUUUCCAGGAGGUGUUGGGUCCAAUGGCGAUUGGAAGUACCACACAAACUGGACUGAGUCCGAAAAGGUUGCUGCUGGGCUUGGUCUAGAUCGUCAUUAUGUUGGACUGUAUGACAUGGAUGGCGAUGGAAAAGUCGAUUAUGUAUGGCUCGACCCGAUGACUGGAGAGAUCACAUGUUGGUUGAAUCGGCUCCCUGAUCCAUGGACUCCAGCUGGAAGCAACGGGGGUAUUAUUGGAAGCGGAGCAGGAGCAGAAAACUCGGUCUUUAUUGCUGAUAUGAAUGGCGAUGGGCUUGCAGACUAUAUGGUCGUAGACCCAAAUAGCGGCUCAGUCUCUAUCUGGUGGAAUCACGGACCGGACAACAGUUGGGAUAACGGAUGGAAGUUUGUCGGAGGGGGGCAGAUUGCCUCUGGAGUUUCUCACGCUAAUUGGGUAACGCUACGAUUUGCGGAUAUCAAUGGUGAUGGAAGAUCAGACUAUGUCUAUAUUGGUGAAGGAGGUGCUGUGAAACAUUUUAUGAAUACUGGAACGGUGGGAGGACAAGAUGUGCUUUUUGCCGAGCAAGGGGGGAUUUUCGAAGGUGCUACAUCUAACAUAUCGGACAUUGUGUUUGCUGAUCUCAAUGGGGAUGGUCGCGAUGACUAUCUGAUCUGGGAUGUUGAUGGUGGCCUUACGGGGUUCCUGAAUCAACCUACACAGAACGAAGGAGUACCUCAGUUUAUUGACCAAGGGGGCCCAAAAUCACUUGCUGAGGGCGACUCGCAGGACCCGGCUUUUCUUAGGCUAGCCGAUAUGGACGGGUUAGUAACAAUCAUAUCAAUCCUUUCCGACGAAAUGAAAAACAACAUUUGUAUAUUAAUCGAGUCCCGAUUUAGUGACGGCAAGGAUGAUUACGUCUACAUAGAUGAAAAUGGCGGUCUCUGGGUGUCGUAUAACCGUGGGACAGGUGACACGAGUCUUCUGAUGGACGGUCUCCGCUUUGCCGAUAUUGAUGGUGACGGGCAAGACGACUAUGUUUGGCUUGACCCAACCACGGGAGCUCCGACUGUGUACAUAAACAAUGGCCCUGAAUCUUCCGAUUCUCUCGGAUGGUCAUGGAAACCGUUGAAUAUCAGUAACCCUGUUGGCACUGACUCCGUUGUAGCUUCGCAAGUUCAUUUUGGAGAUAUAGAUGGUGAUGGAAAAGAUGACUAUAUUGUUCUCGACCCAGAAUCAGGAGCGGUGACAGCGUAUCUAAAUCUCGGUUCAAAUAGAGACACACGAUGGAAUUCCACUGGUUUGAUUGGAACUGGUUUAGGCCCUGGAGUAAACGUUCGGUUUGCUGACAUUGACGGCGAUGGAUACGAUGAUUAUAUCUAUCUCCACUCAAAUGGUAGCACGACUAUCUAUCGGAACACCUACGCACCUGACACACCGUCUACUGAUUGGAAAGCAUUGCCCGAAGCAGACGCUGCUGGUAUUGGCCAGCGAGCCGAAGAAAUUGAUUUCUACGAUAUAAACAACGACGGAAAAGCGGACUAUGUGUGGACGAGCGCUGUCAAUGGAUCCAUACAGGUUCUUUUCAAUAAUUACCCAAAUCAGCCUUCCUGGCUUGACCAGGGAAUAGUAGCUGAUGGAGUUGGCACCUCUGGGUCAUGCAUACGGUAUGGCGUGCUCCUGAACUCGACUUAUCCGGAUUAUAUUAUUGUCAACCCGCAGAAUGGGACUAUUGCUGCUCGGUUGAAUAGUUGUGAUGCUCAAAAUAUUGGCCCAAAGGCACAAAAGGGGCAGCACUAAUGAGGAGUUUUGGCUAUCUAAGUUGACGUGACAACA